CAGGUACAUUUUGCAAAUAUCUCAGACCAGUACUGUUGUCUGGGUGUGUCCUAAGACCACAGCUAUGUAUCAGGGAGUCUGCUGAGAGCAUGUUCACUUUCUCCACACUAUACAGCCUUUCAAUCAUGGUAACCUCUACAUAUAUUCAACAUUAAAUUUGUGCAACAAUCAGUAGCUAUGAUGAACAGGUCACAAAACCCCGAUCAAAACUGUUCAAUCAGUGACUUCAAACGGAAUGUUUAUCCAACCGUCUACUUGUGUAUCUUCUUCCUAGGAUUAUUUGCCAGCCUUGUCUCGCUAUAUUUCUUCAUCGGUGUGAGUAGGACAAGAAAAUCCUUCAGUGCAGUCCAUUUCCUUAUGAUAAACCUUCUAAUUUCUGACCUGAUGCUGGUGUGUUCGCUGCCGUUCCGAGCCAUCUACUUCCUCAUGGAUUUCAACUGGGUUUUCGGGGAUAUCACUUGUCGCAUCAUGGGUUUUGUGUUCUACGUCAACAUGUAUGGCAGCAUUUACUUCUUAAUGGUCCUUAGUGUAUUUCGCUUUGUGGCCAUUAUUAAGCCCUACAGCUAUGUGUAUUUACAGAGUAACCAAGGAGCUUUCUUGCUGUCUGGCUUCAUUUGGCUGUUGGUGUUAGUAGCAUCCAUCCCUCUUUUGUAUGCUGGCACGUCUCAGGAUCAAUCUGGCCAGAUCAAAUGCCUUGAGCUGGACCUGUCUCAAUCGUCCAUCAUCACCUUGAACAAAGCUGCUCUGUCCUUAGGCUUCAUCUUACCUUUUGUAGUCAUUACAAUCUGUUAUUUAGUUGCAGCCAGGAAAUUGCUACAGCUCAAAAAUGGUCAAGGGAGGAGAAACCCCCAUUACAACAAGUCCUGCGCGCUGGUGAUUAUCGUUCUCCUUCUUUUCCUGGUGUGCUAUAUGCCGUAUCAUGUUGUGCGCACUGUCUUUCUGGAAGUUGAAAGGCAGUUCAAUAACAAGGACUAUCAAUCAUGUCAGUAUGUUGAAUUAGUAAGAAAAGCAGCUGUGAUUACACAUUGCCUGGCUGCUGGGAACAGUUGUUUGGAUCCUCUUCUAUACUUCUUUGUGGGUGAAAGAUUCUGGAGCUUUUGGCAUAGGAAAAAACAAAGGACGCUGAGCAAAAGACUCAAUCGGAAGGAAAAACGUUCAGCAAAUACUACAAGGGAAGAGUUGAAAGAGGUGUGUGCUCAAAAUGGUAUGUGAAAUGUGAGUAAAAGAAAGCCAGAUGUGAGAGUAACAAAACAACAAGACGUUUUGGGUACCUGAAACAAAAUAACAUGACCAAGAAUUAACUAAAUUAAAUUAAUUUCAGCUAAACUCAGUCCUGGCAGCUUGAUGUUGUUUAAUAUGUUAAAACUUUUGUUUAUCUUUAUUUCCUGAAGAGUCAAUGACUCUACCAUUUAUGUAUGUA
Messenger RNA from Silurus meridionalis, 1420 nucleotides. RefSeq names its product cysteinyl leukotriene receptor 2b (gene cysltr2b). Lineage: Eukaryota; Metazoa; Chordata; Actinopteri; Siluriformes; Siluridae. Gene Ontology annotation, molecular function: G protein-coupled receptor activity. The coding region runs from base 178 to 1212 and encodes 344 amino acids. The transcript is spliced from 2 exons. Gene Ontology annotation, cellular component: plasma membrane. The record is from RefSeq and is a predicted model, not a curated record. Gene Ontology annotation, biological process: G protein-coupled receptor signaling pathway.